CUGAAAGCCAGAUAAAUUAAAUAAGGUUAUUGUUUAUUGCCCGCUUUCGUUAAACUAGUUGGUUCUGUUCAGACUCAGAUUGAUUUAUCUUUUCAUUAAUUGGCCGAUUUCACAUUUUUCGGAAGAAAACACAAUUCAGUGAAUUGAAUUCACCCAUACAAAACCAAAUCAAACAAUUUUUAUUGAUAAUAACAAAGUAGCAACAAUUUAUUAUUCAUAAGGUUCAUAAAAACGAUAGACAUUGUCUAACUCUUACUAAUGAUAGAUGUUAUGUACAGAUGCCUCGAUCUCUUUAGAGUCAACGAACCACGAGAGAAAAGCUUUCCAACUACAGUCAAGCUUGCCUAAGUGGUAAUAUGAUGUUAACAAAGUAUAGUUCGACAUUUUAACAACUUCCCUGAAACAAUUUAGUACUUUUGAUUAAGUAUUUCAAUCUGACGAGCGUAAAAACUGAACUCAGUUUAAGGCGUACUUAUUGAAGCUUGACUUUAGUUUAUAUGCUUGAAACUUUUCUCAGCCAAACCAGUUCAUGUGUGUGAAAACUGGCCAGGGGCAUUUUCACCAUUUUCCUUUCAGUGGCUCGUUUGAACUUGCACUUGCCACUUGGCUUGACUUCAUUGUGCUUUAGUUUUUUGGGCACAACGGUCCAGAUAUAUUGCCAUGCAGCUGAUCUAUCGCGAACUGGAGGCGGACAUCGUUCGUCGCACAAAUGCCGUUUUUCCGGCUCAAAAUUGCUUUGUGGAGGUGCUUCCCGACCGGUUGAUCAUUCCCAGGAAGUAUGUGGAGCUGGGAGAUUCCAUCCGAUCGCUCCCCGUGUUCCAGGACGACGUGUGGAUGGUGUCCUAUCCACGCACUGGAUCCACUUGGGCCCAGGAAAUGGUAUGGCUGCUGGGACACCAGUUGGAUUACGUAGCUGCAGAGCAGGACUUGCGGCUGCGGUCACCACUUAUUGAACUAUCCGCUUUGUUCAGCACCGAUCAUCACGAGGCGAUUGCGCAAAAGUUUGGAAAUACAGUGGAUCUGGUUCGCAAUCUGCCACGCCCUCGCUUCGCCCGCUCCCAUCUCUCCUGGCCACUUUUACCCGAGGAAUUUGAGACGGUGAAGCCGAGGAUCGUUUACACAGCACGCAAUCCCAAGGAUCUGUGUGUGUCGUACUACCACUACUGCAAGCUGCUCCACGGAAUCAAUGGGGACUUCGAACAGUUUGUGGAUCUCUUCCUGGAGGGCCACACUCCGAUGGGAUCCUACUGGAAGCACGUGUUGCCCUUUUGGAAGCGGAGUCAGGACGAGAAUGUGCUGUUCAUCAAGUACGAGGAUAUGAUCAAGGAUCUGCCGAGUGUGGUUCGUCGCUGUGCCCGAUUCCUGGGCGUGCAGAGUCUCCUGGAUGUGUCCAGUCUGCAGCACCUGUGCGAGCACCUCACCUUUGACAAGAUGCGGGGAAAUAAGGCGGUGAACCUGGAGAAGUUGCUGCCGGAGUCAUCUUCGAAGUUCAUACGGAAUGGCAAGAUCGGAGACUGGCGUAAUCACAUGGGAAACGAGAUGUCGGAACGUUUUGAUGCCUGGAGUGAGCAGCAUAUUCGUGGUGCUGGCUUAAACUUUGAUUACGAGUGAUUUUUAAAUCUUAUCUAAUAUUAAAUAUUUUAUUUUUAUAUAAAAUACUCCCAGCGUUAAGUUGGUUAACCAGAUUAUGUUGUAAGGGCUUCAAUUAGUUCGAUUAUUUUCCACUAAUUUUGCAAUAAAUAUUUGUUUAAGUUGCGUGUUAAAUAAAAAUAAACCAAAACAAA
Messenger RNA from Drosophila rhopaloa, 1784 nucleotides. RefSeq names its product luciferin sulfotransferase (gene St2). The record is from RefSeq and is a predicted model, not a curated record. The coding region runs from base 661 to 1611 and encodes 316 amino acids. The transcript has 2 exons. Gene Ontology annotation, molecular function: sulfotransferase activity. NCBI's taxonomy places the organism in Eukaryota, Metazoa, Arthropoda, Insecta, Diptera, Drosophilidae. Gene Ontology annotation, biological process: sulfation. Gene Ontology annotation, cellular component: cytoplasm.